AUGACGGCGUCUUGCGCGCCGCGCGCGGCACCUCCCUGCCGCCCCGAGAGCCACUUCUCUUCUUGGGGCUUCGUUGGGGUCCUUUUGGGGGCCCUAGUGCUCCUGCUGCCCGUGUUCUCCGAUGCCUGUGGUCCGCCGCCAACAUUCGACAGUAUGCAGCUCCAGGGUAGACCUGAAUCCCUUUAUUUUCCUGGGGAUAAAAUACGUUAUGCGUGUCGCAGUGGAUACGAGUACGUCUUUCCUUAUAGACUCGUGACUUAUUGUGAGCGUAAUAACUCAUGGUUACCAAUCGGAGAAGCUUGUGCAAGAAAACAAUGUCCAACUCCAGAAGUCAAAAAUGGUGAAGUAUUCGCCCCAGAUGAACUUUUUUCAUUUGAUUCAGAAGCUCACUUUUCGUGUGAUGAGGGUUAUUACUUAAUUGGAAAAAAUAUUCUAACUUGUAAACUUGUUGGAGAUAAUGUGCAAUGGAAUGGUAUUAUCCCACGAUGUGAAAUGAUUUAUUGUUCAUCACCUGGAAAAAUAAAAAAUGGAAAACACACCAAUAGCUACAGGAAAAUAUUUGAAUAUAAUGAAUUAGUAACUUACAGUUGUAAUCCUUCAGAUGGGCCAGAUGAAUAUUCACUUGUUGGAGAGAGCAAGCUUAUUUGUUCUGGGCCUGACACAUGGAGUAGUGACCCUCCUGAGUGUAAAGAUCCUGAAAUCCCAAUCCAGAGGGUCAUGACCAGCGUUUACUUCUUCAGAAGUAGAGUGGAAUGGGAAGUACCAGAGUGCACUGUUGUCAAAUGUGAACUUCCAGUACUUGAACAUGGAAGACCGGUAUCAGGAAUUAGAGACAACUUUUCCUACCAAGCAGUGGUUGUAUUUGAAUGUCUCCAGGGUUUUUACCUUAAUGGCAGCCACAUAGUGUUCUGUGGUGGUAAUAGUACUUGGGAGCCUGAGAUGCCAACAUGUAUUAAAGGUUUCAAACCCACUCAUCCAACCAAGCCUCCAGUUUGGAACUAUCCAGGAUAUCCCAAUUCCCGUGAAUUUCCAUCCCUUGAAGACUUUGAGGAUUUAGAUGGAGGAAUCAUUGCUCUCAUUGUUGUUACUGUACUUGUUGGCGUUGCAGUAGUUUGCACUUGCCUGUACAGAUGUCUUCACAGAGAGAAGAAAGGGGAAACAGAGGUUAGCACUGCAGACACCACCUACAAGGAUAAUUCAACCACUCCAGCAAAGCAGAUGCAGUAAAUGGUAACUUCUUAUAACUUCUUGGUGAAUUUAAAGAAGCUAUAAAGUUUAUGGAUGGCAUUUGUUCUUCACCUUUUUUAAUAUCAAUAAACCAGUCUAAGGAAUCAGUAAGGAUUCAGAAUCAGUUGCUACUUCUGUAAAAGUUAGAGAGCUCUAACCCCCAUAACAAGACGCCAGCCCGUGGUACAGCGUGAGCACUGUGGCCUUGUAGUUUUCUUAAAGAGAAUUCCAUCUUUAAGAGACUU
Messenger RNA from Diceros bicornis minor, 1472 nucleotides. Its product is annotated as membrane cofactor protein-like. The transcript has 12 exons. Gene Ontology annotation, cellular component: cell surface. Lineage: Eukaryota; Metazoa; Chordata; Mammalia; Perissodactyla; Rhinocerotidae. Bases 1 to 1227 code for a protein of 408 amino acids. The record is from RefSeq and is a predicted model, not a curated record. Gene Ontology annotation, biological process: negative regulation of complement activation, classical pathway.